GCAUCGCCACUAUUGACGUUACACCGGAAGGAGAGAGGCCGAGCUGGAACAAAUUGGAACGAUAGAGUACUAGAUUGCUAGAGAGGAGGAUGAGAGAGGAGGUUCCUCUUCCGGCUCACCCACGGGAGGAGGAUGGCUUCGGCGGAGCCUCUUGUGCUGCUUGGAGGGUGGAAGCGGCUCCUGGGAGCAUUUCCAGAUACAUCUGAUGAUAAACCUUUGUACUGCUGAUAAUUUGUGAAUCAUCAAAGUGAAAAAGAGAAAUUAAUGACUGAAUGGAUAUUUGAACUUGGACACAAAUGUGUCAAAUAAUUCUUAACUAAUACAAAGAAGAUGUCAAUAAGAGCACUCUGGAAAACUGAGAAUAACAAGCAACAUUGGAACAGAAAAUAAAGCCAGCCAGAAAUCAAAAUAUUUUCCAUUUCCUUCAGAAAACCACAAAAUUCUUCUCCUUUUCCAGCAGUUGAGAGACAAAAGGAGAGAAAUUAAGAGGAGAUUUCAAGCUAGAAAAAGUGGAAUCUGAAAAACUCAAGAAUACGUUACAUGAAAGAUCAAGGGAGAUUAUAUUUCAUUCAGAAAAAGAGUGGAAGUGAGCGGGGAGAAAAAGGUCUAUUUGAUAGCCACAUAGGGCUGACAGUGAUGCAGGCCUGGCCUUGUGAGGAGGAGAACAGCUGGAAUUAAAGCAUCAGUAAAAAAAUAAUCACAUGUAUAUUAGACCUCAAGAAUAUCAAUGUUGGAAAAACUCCUAUUGUAGCAAAAGUACAGAUUGUAAAUCACAACUGAUUAUGCAUGAGAGAAUCCACAUUGUAGAAAAGCCAUAGCAAUGCUAUAAAUGUGAGAAAUGGUUUACUCUGAACAGCUCUCUUGUGGUUCAUCGAAGGACAUAUAUAGGACAGACAGCCUGCAAAUUCUUUCAAUGUGGUAAAUACUUUAGCAAGCAUCAAGGACUUACACCAGGGAGAAGCUAUAAGUGCCCAGUUUGAGAGAAAAGUUUCAUUAGAAAUUCCCACCUGAUGAGACACCUGAAGACUCACCCCGGGGAGAACCCCUUUGAAUGUCCUGAUUGUGGGGAAAUUUUCAGUUACAAUUCCACCCUGGUAAUAUACCAGAAGACUCACAUGGGAGAGACACCCUUUGCAUGUCCUGACUGUGGGAAAAGUUCCAGUCAGAAUUCCCACCUGGUAGUACACCAGAGGGCUCACACAGGAGAGAAACCAUAUGAGUGCCCAAAGUGUGGGGAAAGUUUCAGAUGGUAUUCCCACUUGGUGUCACAUCAGAAGACUCACACAGGAGAGAAACGGUAUGAGUGUCCAGAGUGUGGGAAAUUCUUCAGUCAUAAUUCCAGCUUAAUGACACACCAGAGGACUCACACAGGAGAAAAACCUUAUGAAUGUUCAGAGUGUGGGAAAUGUUUCAGUAAAAAUUCCAACCUGGUGACACACCAGACGACUCACACGGGAGACAAACCGUAUGUGUGUCCAGAGUGUGGGAAAAGUUUCAGUCAUAAUUCCAGACUCCUGACACACCAGAGGACUCACACAGGAGAGAAACCAUAUGAGUGUCCAGAAUGUGGGAAAAGUUUCAGUUAUAAGUGGACCCUGGUGACACACCAGAGGACUCACACAGGGGACAAACCGUAUGAAUGUCCAGAAUGUGGGAAAAGUUUCAGUCAGAAUUCCAGCCUCGUGACACACCAGAGGAUUCAUUCCCAGGACAUGUUGUAUGAAUGUCCAGAGUGUAAGAAAAGGUUCAGUAAUAAUACCAGCCUGGUAACACACCAAACAACUCACAAAGGAGAGAAACAGUAUGAGUGUCCUGAGUGUGGGAAAAGUUUCAGAUGGAAUUCCCAGUUGGUAUCACAUCAGAAGACUCACAUGGGAGAGAAACCCUAUGAGUGUUCAGAGUGUGGGAAAAGGUUCAGUAAUAAUGCCAGCCUGGUGACACACCAGAGGACUCACACAGGAGAAAAACCAUAUGAAUGUCCAGAGUGUGGGAAAUGUUUCAGUAGGAAUUCCAACCUGGUGACACAUCAGAGGACUCACACGGGAGAGAAACCGUAUGAGUGUCCAGAGUGUGGAAAAAGUUUCAGUCAUAAGUGCAGCCUGGUGACGCAUCAGAGGACUCACACAGGGGACAAACCGUAUGAAUGUCCAGAUUGUUGCAAAAGUUUCAGUCAGAAUUCCCACCUGGUGACACAUCAGAGGACUCAUUGCCAGGACAAAUUGUAUGAAUGUCCAGAGUGUAAGAAAAGAUUCAGUAAUAAUGCCAGCCUCUUGACACAUCAGAGGACUCACUCAGGAGAGAAACCGUAUGUGUGUCCAGAGUGUGGGAAAAGUUUCAGUCAUAUUUCCAGUCUGGUAAGACACCAGAGGAUUCACACAGGAGAAAAACCGUAUGAAUGUCCUGAGUGUGGGAAAAGUUUCAGUCAUAUUUCCAGUCUGAUAAGACACCAGAGCACUCACACAGGGGACAAACCAUAUGAGUGUCAGAAAUGUGGGAAAGGUUUCAAUCAGAAUUCCAGCCUCGUGACACAUCAGAUGACUCACACAGGAGAAAAACCAUAUGAGUGUCCAGAUUGUGGGAAAAGUUUCAGUCAGAAUUCCAAUCUUAUGAAACACCAAAGGACUCACACAGGAGAAAAACUAUAUGAAUGUCCAGAAUGUGGGAAAUGUUUCAAUAAGAAUUCCAACCUGGUGACACACCAGAGGACUCAUACAGGAGAGAAACCGUAUGUG
Messenger RNA from Ahaetulla prasina, 2732 nucleotides. Its product is annotated as zinc finger protein 268-like. Lineage: Eukaryota; Metazoa; Chordata; Lepidosauria; Squamata; Colubridae. The record is from RefSeq and is a predicted model, not a curated record. The annotation marks the transcript as partial. The transcript has 4 exons.